AUGUUAUCUGUAUUGAUAUGCUUGGCGCUUAGUACAGCCACAAGUAACGGCGAUGAAAUCGACUUCGAUUUAUCCGUGGACCGAACUAACUGGAUUGACCCGAAUGAUCCUCUAGCUCAGUCAUCAUUCUGCGCAAGAAGCACACUCGAUCAGUUGGCUCGCUGUCGAAUAGACUUGGAAGAAUGCCUAAAAGGCAACAAAAAAGAAAUUUCUGCGCUAAGCCAUACAGGAAAGUAUUACACGCAUGAUCCAACGCUGAAACAUAUCAUAAGGAAUUUUCUGAGUCGAAUGCAUGUCGAUAUCGAUACGAAAGAAACUUCUGCGCUAAGCCAUACAGGAAAAUAUUACACGCAUGAUCCAACGCUGAAACAUAUUAUAAGGAAUUUUCUGAGUCGAAUGCAUGUCGAUAUCGAUACGAAAGAAACUUCUGCGCUAAGCCAUACAGGAAAGUAUUACACGCAUGAUCCAACGCUGAAACAUAUCAUAAGGAACUUUCUGAGUCGAAUGCACGUCGAUAUCGAUACGGCGAAGUAUAUCGAACGGACCGUUGAUGUUUCUGUGAAUGCGGAAAAUACAGCAAUUUUACGGAAUUAUCUAAAUUCAAAAGAUGAAACGGUUUCUGAGCGAGAGCAAGUUCGUGUAAUUCUCGAAGAAUUGGUUGUUCCAUGCUAUGAAUUUUUCGGCGAAAAAUUAAAAAUUUGUGAUCGAUUCCUGAAAGAAGAGUGGGAUGGUAUGGGGCAAGUGGAUUUGGUAGCCGUAAUGCCCCAUCUUUUGUACUUCUGUCUUUAUCGCUUCGGUUGGAAGUCACUUCGUGUCGUCUUCUUUCACAGCACGUAUUUUGACAGUUUGUUCAACUACCGUUUUAUUCUUGUGCCCUUUCGUGAAAAUAUUGCGGCAAGAAUGUCACGUGCUGAAAAAUCGGUAAGGGAAGAAUGUGGGCCGAAAAGUCUUUUUUCCGCUGCAUUAGAAUUGGCAUCCUCAUGGGUUUUUUUGAAAUCAAAAAGCGAAUGUCUGCAAUAUUAUGAGGAUGUAUAUAUUGAUCCGGUAUAUCAAAUUUCUCCGCUUAAUGUAAUUUCGGAUGUUUUAUCAAAUUUCAUUUUCACUCCACUGGGUGUGUUCGGACGUCACUUCAACACAUUCUGCAACGAGUUCUAUCGCGAUUCUCCACUAUGGCUAGUUGUUAUCAAAACGAUUGUCGGCAAGGCGAACAACAUGUUUUGCCCAUCGGAUUUUACUUUCUCGCGUGAUCGUAAUGACAUCCUGCACGCCGCUUAUCUGACGAAGAACCUGAUUAUUUAUAUGGUCGCGGAGAGAUACGCCAAGCAUCCUUCGCUCCAUCGCUCUGUCCGUCACAGUAUUUUUCCGUCACAGUCAGCGCUUUUGCUCUUCUGCUUUUCUGAGUGA
Messenger RNA from Gongylonema pulchrum, 1404 nucleotides. The record is from the annotation of a GenBank genome assembly. NCBI's taxonomy places the organism in Eukaryota, Metazoa, Nematoda, Chromadorea, Rhabditida, Gongylonematidae.